CCCUCGGCGUCCCGGUGUGAAAGCGGCUGGGACCGUCCCCUCACCCACAGGGUCAGCGGAACCGGGCAGAGCAGGCGUCCAAGGAGCAUUCAAUGCGAGCGCAAUACCGCUUUGUGACCGUACACUUGACCGGAGGGCGCCGGUCAAGGUCGGUGAUACACACGCAGGCCGGCCCCCCUCUGUGGUCCCCACUUCCACCCCCCUUCCUAUUCUUCUCUCCCACGCUUCCCCUCUUCCUAGACGCGACCUUCUUCUACAGAAAGAGAGAGAGAGAGAGAGGAGGGAGAUAUGGUGGCUGUGCUGUAGAGUGGAGGGGCUUAUAGGGUGAUCGGGUACUCGAGACGUAGGGGAUGGAGAAGGCUGCGAAGGUGGAGGAUCAUGCCGGGAUGGCGAACGGAACGGACUACUACACGUCGGUGUUCCCGUUCUCGGGCGAGUUCGACAUCACGGUUGCGGGGGAGCAGAGGUCGGGUUUCAUGGAGCUCCUCGGGAUGUCGGACUUGUCGCCUUUCUUCGACUUUCAGCCGGACUUGCAGGAGGAUUUCCUCGCGGAGAUGCCGUCGUCGUCUGCGGUGUUUAAUUCUGGAGAGCGGAGAGAGAUGCCGGAGGCGUCGUCGAACCCGCCGCUGACGCCGAAUUCUUCGAUAUCGACGACGUCUACGGAGGCUAACGACGGCGAGAGCAAUUCGCGAGGCGGGAAGGAGCAGCUGGUAGCGGAUGAGCAUGAGGAGAAGGAGAAAAAAGAAGAGAAGCCGAAAAAGAAGGGAACUAAGCGCCAGAGACAACCGCGUUUCGCGUUCAUGACGAAGAGCGACGUCGAUCAUCUCGAAGAUGGUUAUCGAUGGCGGAAAUACGGCCAGAAAGCCGUCAAAAACAGCCCAUUCCCGAGGAGCUACUACCGGUGCACCAGCCCCAAGUGCGGGGUGAAGAAGCGUGUGGAGAGAUCGUGCGACGAUCGGUCCAUCGUGAUCACUACGUACGAAGGGCAGCACACCCACGAGAGCCCCGGCGUCACGCGCACCAGCGCGCAACACGGCAGCACGAUCGGCCAGGCAGCGGCGGCGGCCGCCGGCCCUUCCCUCUCUAUGGGCUUCAACGUCCGGCCGGCCGCCGCUCCUCUACCACAACAACGCCUCCCCGCCUUCUGCGUCUCCAACAUCCCGUCCUUCCCGAACCUGGGCCUACUGCCUCGCUUGCCACCCGCGCCCUGCACGGCGUCUGCUGCCCUUCCGCUGCAGCCACGAGACCACGGCCUUCUACAGGACAUCUUGCCUUCGCACGUGCGGGAGGAGCCAUGAGAGCCGUGCUUCCGCUUCCUUCCCUUAGGGGUACGUGCGACAGACUCACAUUGGUGUAUCUAUAUCUACAUGCAGGGCUGCAUGUACACAUGAUCAUGCCAUUUUUUCCCCGUUAUUUCGUUCUUUUGUAAAAUACACCUUUUUGCAUAAUGGGUUUUCACUAACUCUUCCACUGGAUGUAGUUAUCAGUUAAUAUUUC
This is a messenger RNA of Nymphaea colorata (pocket water lily), 1497 nucleotides long. RefSeq names its product WRKY transcription factor 23-like. Bases 351 to 1298 code for a protein of 315 amino acids. NCBI's taxonomy places the organism in Eukaryota, Viridiplantae, Streptophyta, Magnoliopsida, Nymphaeales, Nymphaeaceae. The record is from RefSeq and is a predicted model, not a curated record. The transcript has 3 exons. Gene Ontology annotation, molecular function: sequence-specific DNA binding; DNA-binding transcription factor activity. Gene Ontology annotation, biological process: regulation of DNA-templated transcription.